AUGGAGGAGAACGCAUUCCUGAGCGACUUCUUCGGCUGCGUCGGUUUUCUUCCCCUAACCACCAAGAGUCACAUCCGCGAGACGAUGGUGAAGAUCAUGAGAUCCCCCGCCUCUCUUCAGCAGUCAGCGGUUGAGGCCGAUUGCGACGACGAAAGAUCUUACGAUGCAAUCGCACGAGGGGCGCAUUGGAUUCAGGCCUCGGAACGGAAUCAGCUUCCUAGGGACCCGUCGACAUGCACAUUCUGGUGUGCAAUUGCUCUGGGGGCGCUCGCCGAGGGCAGUCCUAUCCAGUCGGUGUACAAGUACUCUGAACUGGCACAAGAAGCUCUGGCUACGAGCGGUUCCGGUCCGGCAAACGUGGAGGUCGCAAAGGCAUGGGUGAUUCUGGCUUACCUGUGCUGCUUCAUGGAAGACAUGGUGGGGUUUCAGGAUUAUUUGGCUCUUUCGGACGCCUUCGUGACGAGGUGUAUUGAGCAAGGGUCCGCCGAUAUGCUUCCAGUGGGCUUCGCCGAUAUUGUUAAGCUCAAAUAUGCCGCCCUCUCUUCCUGCGGACAGCAGUGGCAGAUGAAGUCGUACAGGUCCAAAGAGCAAGCUACCCCGCCGCAGUUGAAUGAAGCUUUGACGGAGGUCGAGCUUUAUCAAUAUGUCGCUCAGUCGUACAGAGCGUAUGAGCAAAUUCUCCACGAAACAGUGACCAAGCAAAGCGCGACGGCGUGCGAAACUUCCUGCGAGGCCGCGCCUGAUGGCAGAUCAGAUGGUGUCCGCGGGGCCGACCACGUUCUUCUGCCUCAGGAGGUGUCGGAAGCUAUUGGAACGGUGUUCGAGAGUCUGGGGCUUCUGGGUUCUUGA
Molecule: messenger RNA, 849 nt
Organism: Ectocarpus siliculosus
Lineage: Eukaryota; Phaeophyceae; Ectocarpales; Ectocarpaceae
Source: the annotation of a GenBank genome assembly